This is a messenger RNA of Didymodactylos carnosus, 744 nucleotides long. The record is from the annotation of a GenBank genome assembly. Lineage: Eukaryota; Metazoa; Rotifera; Eurotatoria; Philodinida; Philodinidae.
AUGUCUGCCUUUUACUCUCUAUUUCGGAGUGGACGGUCUCGUAAUAAACAACAUAAUCAAAUACCAAUUGAGCCCCUAGAAACUUUUAAUAAUGAUCAAUAUCUUAAUGUUCAUUCACGUUCUCAGUAUAAAAAUAAAUUAGGGCUUUUGAUGCAACAUCCAUAUGAAGAUGAUUGGUUAAAUUAUAUUAAACAAUUGAACGUUAGUUGUUGCAGAGGAGAUGAUAAAGAUAAAAAAAGCCAACCAACAACAAAAACAAUUGUACAAGCGCAAGUUCGAGGUUCUGUUGACGUUCCCAAAAUUAUUAGUGAUCACAAAAUAGAUGAAGUGAAAUUCAUUCAAGUAAAACAACAUGAAUCACCUGCUCAUGAUAUUAAAAAAUUAUAUGGUAGAGAAAAAAUAAUGGAAAAGCUUGUUGCAAAGUUGCAAGCGCGAGAAGUAACACAACCCAUGAAUAUCGAUAAUGAUAUAUUACCAAUAUUGAAUACAAAAAAACAUGUGAUAUUUUCUAAUGAGCCAUUAACAAUUAAACCUGUAACAGCUAUACCAGGUAUCGGACCAAUAAUGGGUAAAUUAGCCGAAAAACAUGGUAUUAUCAUGGCCUAUGAUAUGUUGGCACGUUAUAUGAAUUCCGCUGGUGAUAAGGAAUUUGUAAAAUCAUUAAUUAAUGAUAUUGGUUUUACAAAGAAAUCAGCCUUUAUGGUCCGAGAUGCUAUGAAAGAUACCGUCAGACAUACGAUUUAA